This is a messenger RNA of Purpureocillium lilacinum, 330 nucleotides long. The record is from RefSeq and is a predicted model, not a curated record. NCBI's taxonomy places the organism in Eukaryota, Fungi, Ascomycota, Sordariomycetes, Hypocreales, Ophiocordycipitaceae.
AUGUGUCUCACUCAGUCACCAGCAAGCAGCCCCAUGGCGACGAUCUACGCUGCAGGCGCUGAGGCCUUAAAACCACCGAGGAAAACCAACCAGCGGGACGGUCUGCAGUACCUGAACUUCGUGCUGCUCUCCCGCGUCCACAGAGCGAGCGCGCAUCAGCCGUGCCGGUGGCGCCCGGGAGUCGGGACUGAGACGCCACUGUCCACCACCACCAGCUGGCCGGGGGCGGGAGGGGGGCAGACACACCUUUCUUGCGCGACUCAGUUCACUGCCGCUUCGCCUGUGUGCUGUCGCUACCUGGUGCGCGGCGGCGGGGGUGGGCCGGCUUGA